This is a messenger RNA of Cladophialophora carrionii CBS 160.54, 1560 nucleotides long. RefSeq lists its product as uncharacterized. The coding region runs from base 1 to 1560 and encodes 519 amino acids. Gene Ontology annotation, biological process: transmembrane transport. The transcript has 2 exons. The record is from RefSeq and is a predicted model, not a curated record. Gene Ontology annotation, molecular function: transmembrane transporter activity. NCBI's taxonomy places the organism in Eukaryota, Fungi, Ascomycota, Eurotiomycetes, Chaetothyriales, Herpotrichiellaceae.
AUGGCUGUUACAUCCUCUGCCCCGGAAGGCAUGUCCGACAAUACAGAGGAAAAGAAGACCUUGCCAGCCAAUGCCGACCCCGAAGCGACUAACAACAGAGAUGAUCCGCUGGCUCUUCUCUCCAAGAUCGAGACCAGCUCGGAAGCUCACCCCGUCAGGUGGCCGCUAUGGAAGAAAUGGUUCAUCGUCUUCGUCUACUGCCUUCUCCAGGUGUUUGUCACCCUGACUUCGACAAGUUAUGUCUCGGUUGAAUUCUUGAUCAUGGAGAAAUGGACGAGCUCGGCGCAAGUCGCCACCCUCGGCCAGAGCAUGUUCAUUGUUGGCACUGCUGUUGGUCCGGCAUUCUUAGGGCCAAUGGCAGAUAUCAAAGGGAGAAAAUGGGUGUACGUGUCCUCAAUCGCCAUGUAUGCCAUCCUCAACAUCGGCACUGCGUUGGCAUACAACUACCCCAUGUUGGUCAUCUUCUGUUUUCUGAUCGGCUGCGCUGGGUCUGUCGCCCUGUGCAAUGUGGCCGGGACAAUUGCCGAUCUCUUUGGCGAUACUGAUGGAGCGGCUCAGCCCAUGGCUUUGUUUGUGCUUUCCGCAAACUUUGGCCCGAGCUUGGGCAGCCCGAUAGGAGAGUGGAUCGGCACCAAUCCAAGUCUCGGGUGGCGCUGGAUCUUCUACAUCAACAUCAUCAUUGGUGGCGCAUUUGCGUUGUUCCUGUGCUUCAUGCCCGAAACGCUUCCUAGAAUCGUCAUUGCGAGAGCCGUCAAGAGAAGGGGGAGCGUCGACCAGAACGAAUUGGACAUUGCCAUGGGCUCAAGCAAGCUGUCUGUGCUGCGGGAAAUGAGGUUCGUGGCAACCAUGGCUUUGAGAAUCAUGGUGUCGGAGCCAAUCGUCAUCUCACUCGGCCUGUACAACGGAUUUGCUUACGGCUUACUCUUCCUGUACCUUGAUGGCGUCUUUGGCGUGUUCGUUGUCAACAAUGGUCUCAGCUACGUGGGUGCCUCGUUGACGUACCUCAACUUCUGUGUCGGUCAGUCCUACUCGUGUCAAGCCCAAACGGCCGAGUUGCAGGUGCUAACAGGAGAACUAGGUGUCACCGUGACCUUUUGUUUUGUGCCGGUCCAGACAUAUCUAUUCAGACGCCAUCGGUUGAAGCAUGGCCACAUGCCUGAAGCACGGUUCCUCACCUCCUUGGUGGCUGUGUGGUUGUUCCCUGUCAGCCUGUUCUGGUUCGCUUGGACAUGCGACGGUGAAACCUCGUACUGGUCGCCAGUUGUUGCGGGCGCAGUUCUGGGCUUUUGCGAUCCGCUCCUGUGGCUCGCCAUGCUCAACUACAUCACCGACUCUUACCCGAACGUGGCUGCCAGCGCUAUCGCAGCCUUCUUGAUCCCCAGUUUUCUCAUCGCUGCAGGUUGCGCCCAUGCUGGGGUUGCCAUGUUUGCGAACAUGGACGUCAGGUGGGCGUUUUCGACAUUGGGUUUCAUCUCAGUCGGCUUGGUAGUGCUCGUCUAUGUGCUCUUCUUUUGGGGCCCAGCCUUGAGAAGAUGGAGUCCGCUUGCGAAGACAUUCUAA